Molecule: messenger RNA, 2185 nt
Organism: Xenopus laevis (African clawed frog)
Lineage: Eukaryota; Metazoa; Chordata; Amphibia; Anura; Pipidae
Gene: mtpap.L
Product: mitochondrial poly(A) polymerase L homeolog
Exons: 9
Coding region: 116-1936 (606 amino acids)
Source: RefSeq, a predicted model, not a curated record
AAAUCCGUACCUUGGCUAGUUUGUACUUUCGAAACCAGUCUGAGCUUUACAUUAGUAGCCCAAUUUGGCUGGAAACACGCCAACCCUGAUAAGGAGUAAGCAGAAUAUUGCGUAAAUGGAAAGGAAAACUGUUCAGGCUUGGUAUGAAAUCUAUGACGACUCGGACGGGGUUUUGUUCCCUUUUACGCACGUCUCCUUGAUGCGCUCACGCAGGUGUCUUUGUUUGGGCCAGUUCAGCCACCGUAUGCGGAAGCUUGCACGCAUGCGUUUUGCAGCUUCUUCCCUCUCGGCUGUCAUGGUGACCUGCAUGAGGCUGCGUUCGGUGGUCAGGGUCACCAGCCGGGCUCUGAGUAAUGCGGUUGAGGGGCAGCGGCAAGUGGCGGCAGCUACGGAUGAAGAUCCAGGGGCAAGAAGGACAUUUGCAGAAGUGCAGAAGGAAAGACAGGAACAGGCAAAACACACGGUUUUAAUCAACUGCCCUCCCAAUGUAAACGAAAAGAAAUUUCUAAAAUAUUUAUCCCAACAUGGACAGAUAGCCAGCCACUUCUUCUAUGAAAGCUAUGGCACUCAUGCUGUGGUAGAAUUUCUGGACAAAGAAAGCAUAGAAUCACUCAGAAGUGGAACAAGUCUGCCAACUGUGGAAAAUGAAUGCUCAUUGCCUUUUAAGUCGAGGCUUUUCACCUUGAAGUCUGAGAGCGCAUCGGGCAAUGUCCCAGUUCUGUCCCACCGACAGUCUGCUCUUCCUAUAAAUGAGCUGAUCCAGAAACUCUGCAAGGCUCAGAAUAUAGAAGAACAAGCUUAUGCACUCCUGGAGAUGCACCAGUUAACUGACGAAAGCAUCAGACUUCGCUUCUUAGUCUCCUCUCUGGUCAAAGAUAUUGCUGCUGCCUAUUUCCCAGAAGCAACAGUAAACCCAUAUGGCUCUACUGUAAAUUCGUUUGGGAAACUCGGUUGUGACUUGGACUUGUUUUUGGACCUCGACGAUAUACAGAAGAGGAGCGCUGUAAAGACUACUGGACCGUUUACCACUGAGUAUUUGACGAAGAGGGUUCCGUCGGCAAGAGUAGCCACACAGAGGAUACUGUCUGUCAUUGGAGAAUGUAUAGACAAUUUUGGCCCAGGGUGUACAGGAGUGCAAAAAAUACUGAACGCUCGCUGUCCAUUAGUAAGGUUUUCCCAUCAGCCAGCAGGCCUACAAUGUGACCUUACAUCAGACAACAGGAUUGCACUUAGAAGUUCCGAGCUGCUGUAUAUCUACGGAAGCUGUGACCAUAGACUGCGAGCGUUGGUCUUUACGUUGCGCUGCUGGGCACGUGUGCAUGGAAUUACAAGCGCAAUCCCCGGAGCAUGGAUAACCAACUUCUCCCUUACCAUGAUGAUCCUGUUCUUUCUGCAGAAGAGAAGCCCUUCUGUCAUCCCAACAUUGGAUCAGCUGAAAGGCCUGGCAGGCAAAGAAGACAAACACAUCAUUGAUGGGCACGAUUGUUCCUUUGUUAGCAAUCUGAACACAAUUAAACCGACUCAAAACUCCGAGGCUCUAAAUGUGCUGCUGGGGGAUUUCUUUGAAUUUUACGGGAACUUCGACUUUAGCAAAAACUGCAUCGACAUCCGAAAGGGCAAGGAGCAGAACAAGCCAGAAGUAUCCCCGUUAUACAUCCAGAAUCCGUUUGAACAGACCCUUAAUGUUAGUAAAAAUGUUAACCAAUCCCAGCUGGACAGGUUUGUGGCUUUAGCUCGGGAAAGUGCCUGGAUCAUGCAAGAACAAAGCAGCCAUCCUGUUCAGAAAGAAAACGCAGCCUGGGGCCUUGGUACCUUGCUCCUUCCAUCCGUGUUUCAAGGGAUAGGUAAGAUAAAGAAGAAGAGGAAAAGAGGACCUGCCAGCGAUAGAAUCAAAAGUCUCUUGGACUCUUUGAAGACUAAUGGUAAAGCCAGGUAGCCCACUGCCAGAGAUUGUAUGAUUGCCAACGAUAUGCCAGGCUGAACUUCACAUAUGAGGAACAUCUGGACUGUUCUGUAAUCCUAAUGGAUCAUGUUUUUCCUGAAAAUGAUGGCCGUGCUCAUAUGAGCUGUCCAGUCCGAGCACAUCACUAAUUCAUUAUAUUCUCUUUAUAUGACAUUUUUAUAUUUGGAUUCACACUAAUCCAAUAAAGUUAUUGGGGGUGGAUAAUAAACUUGUCAUUAUUUA